CUUGGCUUGGAUGGCAAACCAGGACCUCCAGGACCAAAAGGGGAAAAGGGGGAAGUAGGAGACAUUGGCCCAAGGAUGGUUUUUCCCCACCUCAAUCAUGGAUUUCUGGCUAAUGAUCAGCUUGUCUUUAGCCGGCGAGUGCUCAAGGGUGAUCAAGGUCGAGAUGGAGCCACGGGCCCCCCUGGUCCACCAGGACCCCCAGGUGCCCGGGGGCCUCCUGGGGACACGGGAAAGGAUGGCCCACGAGGACCUCCAGGCCCCCCUGGUUUCAAAGGCGAGCCAGGAGAGGAUGGAGUGAUGGGUGCCAGAGGACCUCCAGGAUCAAAGGGUGAACCUGGUGUCCAAGGGAAAAAGGGUGAUGAUGGGAUCCCUGGGGAACCAGGACUUGUGGGCCCUAAGGGAGAAAAAGGAAGCGUGGGUCCCAAGGGAGAGAACGGCACAGAUGGCUUCCCAGGACUAAAGGGUGAACCUGGUGAGAAGGGAGGAAUUGGCUCCAUUGGACCCCGGGGUCCCCCUGGGCUGAAAGGGGAGCAGGGAGACACCGUCGUGAUCGACUACGACGGCCGAGUCCAGGAUGCUCUCAAGGCUGCAGGGAUACACAAAGUGCUGGGUCCACCAGGUCCCCCAGGGCCACCGGGCCCCCAAGGCACUCCAGGUCCCAAGGGAGAGCUGGGCUUGCCAGGUCCACCUGGAAUGGAUGGUGAAAAGGGUCCAAAAGGAGCAAAGGGUGACCAGGGCAGCAUGGGGAUCAUGGGGCAGAAAGGAGAGACAGGAGAAAUGGGCUCAGCAGGUCCCCCGGGAGCAGAAGGGCCAAAAGGAGACAAAGGAGAAAAAGGAGACACUGGGUCACCGUGUCUGCAGAAUAAUCACAUCAUACCUGAGCCUGGACCCCCCGGAUUACCUGGCCCUAUGGGUCCUCCAGGAAUCCAGGGACCUAAAGGUUUGGAUGGUGCAAAGGGAGAAAAAGGUGACAGUGGUGAGAAGGGGGACCAAGGUGACACCGGACCUGCUGGUUUCCCGGGUGCUCCAGGGCUCAUUGGUUUACCUGGUACCAAAGGAGAAAAGGGAAAGCCAGGGGAGCCAGGAUUGGAUGGUUUCCCUGGUCUCAGAGGAGAGAAAGGAGAGAGAAGUGAAAGAGGCGAGAAGGGUGAACGAGGAAUACCGGGGAGAAAAGGGGCCAAAGGACAGAAGGGGGAGCCAGGCCCUCCUGGACUGGAUCAGCCUUGUCCCGUGGGAGAUCCUAGCAUUGCAGGCAGCAAAAGGUACCCAGGUUUGCCAGGCCUGGAUGGGGUGAGCCUGCCCUGCCCUUUGGGACCAGACGGACUGCCAGUAGCAGGAUGUUGGCAUAAGUGAUCUCUAAGCAUGAAGCACAAUAUGUAAAUAAUGUGAUAUAUUUUGAUCGUUUAAUUUUUGUAUAAAAAAAGG
Parus major (Great Tit) is the source of this 1425-nucleotide messenger RNA. Its product is annotated as collagen alpha-1(XXIII) chain. The coding region runs from base 76 to 1353 and encodes 425 amino acids. The transcript is spliced from 27 exons. The record is from RefSeq and is a predicted model, not a curated record. NCBI's taxonomy places the organism in Eukaryota, Metazoa, Chordata, Aves, Passeriformes, Paridae.